This is a messenger RNA of Hippoglossus stenolepis (Pacific halibut), 7463 nucleotides long. It is a transcript of the gene nudt14, whose product is annotated as nudix (nucleoside diphosphate linked moiety X)-type motif 14. Lineage: Eukaryota; Metazoa; Chordata; Actinopteri; Pleuronectiformes; Pleuronectidae. Gene Ontology annotation, biological process: ribose phosphate metabolic process; nucleoside phosphate metabolic process. The record is from RefSeq and is a predicted model, not a curated record. Bases 92 to 826 code for a protein of 244 amino acids. Gene Ontology annotation, molecular function: metal ion binding; UDP-sugar diphosphatase activity. The transcript is spliced from 5 exons.
CAUUCCUCCGCUGUCAGUGUGCGGUGACCGUCGCUGAGCCACCACCACCACCACCACCGCCACCGCCUCCCCGGAGCCCCGAGCGAGAACCAUGGAGGAGAUCAACAGCGUCGAAGUGGGCCCGUGCACGGAGUCCGAGUACCUGAAGCCGCUCCGGGUGCACUACAACCAGAAUGGCACAAAGAAAACCUGGGACUUCAUGCAAACCCAUGACAGUGUAUCAGUGCUGAUCUUCAACACCACCUCUCAUUGUUUUGUCCUUGUCAAGCAGUUCCGUCCAGCCGUAUACAUGUGUGAGUGGGAAAGGAGCAAGAAGCAGCCGCCUCAGCCUGCGGAAAAAACCGAGGAGGGCGCUGCCGAAGCUGCGGCCCCCGAGCCUCAGGAGGGCCAGUCGGCCUCGGAGGGGGAGAGCUCCUCUCAGUGGCCCCCGGCCUCAGCGGGGGUCACCUACGAGCUGUGUGCCGGGCUGGUGGACAAACCCGACCUCUCGCUGGAGGAGAUCGCCCGGCAAGAGGUGCUGGAGGAGUGUGGCUACGAUAUAUCUGCCGCUAAGCUGAAGAGGAUUUCUUCUUACAGGUCAGGCGUCGGUGUAACGGGCGCCAAGCAGACCCUGUUUUACGCCGAGGUGUCCGAUGACAACUGCGUGGGCGCGGGCGGAGGUGAGCCACGGGAGGGCGAGCUUAUCGAGGUGGUCAAAGUCCCGCUGCACGAGGCCAUGACGUUCGCCUACGACGAGCGUAUACCCAAAACCAUGGGCGUCAUUUUUAGCUUCAUCUGGUUCCAUAAUAACAUGUCUCCCAAGUACAAGAUCUCAACUAACGUGUAACUAGUAUUUACAAAACCUUCUUUCAAAACAAUUAUUCCAAAUUAAAUGAAACACUGGCCCAGCACAUCCAUUCUUCCCCCUUAUGGCUCUUUAUCCUCUGUUGCCUUUUUGCUAAGUGGUACGCGAUGGAGGGUGGGCCCCUUGUCGUGAUGCCGGCAGGUUUCUUUAAGUUUUGUCCCGUUUAACCUUUUCAAAUUUUAUGUGGUCUUAAUCAUUUCCCUCAAAAGAAAUUUGCCAUAGCUGGUCGUCUCUGGCACUUUGUUUUUCACGUUUUUUUCUUCUUUUUUUUUUUAAUGUAUGUUAAUUAUUUUAUUUACUGUGCCAUCUGUUAAAAAAUGGCUGGAUAUCACUGAUUUCAUGUGCUUGCCCCUUGAUUAGAGGAAUUCUCCACUGAUCUAAUUAAGGAUCUUGAAUGUUACCUUUAAAAAUCUGUUGCUGGCUGUGAGAAGAAUAUUAUCAUUCCUCGAAACUUGACUCGGACCAUUCCUGCAAAACACAAUCACUGGGAACUCUCGCGUCACAUCAGUUAUCGUAAAUACAAUUUUUCUGACUUUUGAAAUCAUCGUUACGUCAGGGAAACAUGACGUCAAGUACCUUGAAUACACCUCAAGUCACAUUUAUUCUGAUGAAAUUAAAUAAAUGUAUACAUUUUUAUAUCAUUGUUAUCUCACAGUUUACUAAUCUCCACUCUGCGCUCUUUCACCGCCGUGUUAGUGGAAUCUUACAACGAUCUUGAUUUCGUGAACUCACAAGAGGAUCAACAUGGAAAUUUCCUCUUCCACCAUCCACCCUAUACGAUGUGAACUUGGCAUCGAGCCACUCACCAGCCACGUGCUCCUGGUUACCUCCAGUCAGCUGACACUUUUUAUCGAGCUAGUUUUUUCGCUCAUGCUCAAACAUCUCAACCCAACCUGAAAGUUAGAAUCUAACAUUUAGAAUUUACAGCAUCAGCUUUGUCAACAUUGUUCUUAUCGCUAAUGCAAAAAUAACAAAACAGUGGAGUAUUCCUUUAAGCCAUGAUCCAGUACUGCAAAGACUAUGCUGUUUAAUUGUGGGGCCUUGUAUCGACGGGGAGUCAGGCGUGUGUUUGUUAACCACCACUUGUUCAGGCAUGCCUCAAUUAAUUUAUCUGAUCCACAGCCUUUGAGCAAUACUUAUCACAGCACCCCGGGGCUGAACUAUCCCUCAGUGUUUGCUGAGCUCCUUCAUUAAGUUUAACCAGUCGACAUAUCCGCAGACUGUCUUCACCGCUCAGACAGAGCAUCUGCCUACCUCUGCACCGAGGGCCUGACUCUCAGUGAGUCAUUGUAGUCGAGCACAAUCCUGAUCUUGAGCGUACUGUACUAGGUUAGUCAAAGACAUGACGCACGGAACUUUAUUUCACGUAUUCACGGUUAUAGGAUUAAAAAAUAAGCUACAGUGGGUUUUGUUUUUCAGGGUUUUUAUUUUUUAAGGGCGCUUUUACACAACCUACUUUGUUUGUUCUGGACCUUCAGACUUUUCAGUGUCGUCCAAAUCAAACCGACCGGUGUCGAAGGAGCCUCGGACCAGUUUCUGGACCGAUUCACCGAAUAUCAGUCCGACCGAAAGAGCUGGUUUCAGUCUGGAUCAAACUGAACCAUGGAUCAGUUCGUUUGCAGUGUGAAAACACUUUGUUGGAUCGUUUGGACUUUGAAGAAAAGUCGCAGGAUUGCCUUCCGUCUUUGCCUCCAACAAAAUAUUGUCAAGGAUGUUCAUUUGGCACAUUUGAACUAGUAUCGAGUACUAGUUAUCGAUGCUGGUAGUAAUACUAUAAUGAUAUAACAGUGGGAACCAAGUUAACGAAAUGAAUUUCUUCAUUAAUUUUGAUGAAUUGAUGUCAGACACACGCUCGUCUACUAACCACUAAAUGUCAAGUGUAGGUAGACGCAGCCCACAGAGGUGAAGACAACAGGACGUGCGUGUGUCAUACAAAAUUAUUUAAUGCGCUCCCUAAAUUCUGAUAUGAAACCAAAACUAAUCAAACAAUGUAAUAAAGACGUUCAGGUGUGAAAACGCUCCUGAGAACCAGAUAUUUUGGCUCUAACGUGUCGGGGAACAACCUGAAAUCUCUUUGACAUCGAGUUAAGAUACCUUUUCAGUUUUAACUUUUUUUGGACGGAUUAUUUUUGUACCCUGUAUGACAUGUUGCUUUCUGAGAUAUAGACACAGCCUGGAGGUUUGAACACAGUAGUGCAGGUGUAGGAGCAUGUUUAAAAGCAGUCGACCUUCUGACACAUUGCCUUGAACGAUAAUUCAUUCCGGAGUUCCAGUGCAAUACAUAUUGGAAUCGUCAUUUACACCAAUCUCACAAAAGUUAAUCUCCAACAGCAGUUUGUCUAAAAUCUCAGGUCCAAAUCAUCAAACGUUUGGCCGUUCAGGGAAAAUCUCUGAGCGUGACGAUGACCAGCAUGUUACGAUAUUAUCAUAUUUCAAAAAAUCACUUGCAGCUUAGAGGCGACAAGGUUCUUACUCUUCUUACUACAGUGUGUAUUAGUAUUUUUCUUCAUUCAAAAAGGGCUGGUACUUCAUCUAUGAUUUAAAAAAAACGUGACAAGACACAAAUUCCCCCUCACCUCCUCGUUUUGUUAAAAAUAUGCAAGUACUGAAGCAGAGCUGUUUUUAGAAAAUCACUGCCCACCUAAAAAAAACAAAACAACAACACAACCCCCCAUCUCAUUAUUUUUUACAUAACUAGAGUCGGAUAGAAGUAGAAGUAGAAUAGAAACACGCUGGCAGAUCUUGUCGGUGAUUUCGCGUCAAACCAGGGUUCAGAUCUUCUUAUCGUGCACCAGCAGAGUUGUGACACAGUUCAGUGGUUUGUACUGGAAGCUGUUUAAAAACUGACCUGCCUGAAUAACUUGGUGGUUUGGUGAAUUUUAAUUAUUUUUUUUGUAAGUAUUUGUAAGGAUUCUAAGUGCAAUGUUUAUAACACCUUAAAAUCCCAAAACAGUGUUAAAACAAGUUCCGGUCCUAAAACUCACUGGGUUUUUUUCUUCAACCAGUGAGACCAUUAAGAAAUACUCAAGGUUGAUGUGAGAAUUAAUUAACUUCUUGUUUUUCUGCUUUUUGAGCCUGAGGAACAGCUGACAAUCAAGCGCCAACACUUGUCUUCUGUGACCCAUCGUACCUCGUGGUUGUUUUUUGGUCGUGUUCUUUCGUUGCGUUGUCCGGUGUUUGUCCUCGUCCCUCCUGGAUCUCACAGCAGUUCUCCCUGAAGAGGACUCGGCGUCGUUUCAUCUCUAUUUGGUGCCACUCGGGCUCUAAAUUGAUUGUUCUCAUCUGCACAAAUUCACAAAAAUAUCAGAAAUUAAUCAACCGAACUAAAUAUGCUUGGUUUCACACACCGAGAGAAAUAUUUGAGAAUGAAUAUCCACCCAAACUGUGUAGGAAUAUAUGCAUUCAACCCUUAAAGCCAUAUUCAUCUCCCUCUAUGCCCAAUAAUUGAGUUUCUUAUCCAUCGGAGAUCAUUUCCUCGAUGUAGGAUUUUCUAGUUUAACUGGAGCAGCUUGAAUUGUUUUUAUUCAUUAUUUUAUGUUCCUGUCUUUUUCAAAACAACUCUCAUUAGCUAAAUUGAUCCAUAUUCUCUCAGGAGUAAUGAGGUUUCCAAGCCUGUUGAAUAAAUGUCGGUAUCAAGUGUGAAUUUAGAUCAAACGUUUCAAAUACUUUCAAACUACAGGAAUUAGAAGUUUAGAGUCGGGACACUUUGGAAAAAUGUGGAAAGCACCUUUGGAAAAUGAGACGAGACAAAUUAAUCUCAUAUUAUGUUUAUUGUUUUACUUUGGGUUAAUACUUAAAAAGGUUUACACUCUAAUAUUCAGAAAAUACCACUUUCCUCACUGUCCAUUGAACUUUGACAUACACAAAAAACCUUUAUAACACACUCGAGGAAAGAAAUCGUAUGUGUCCUUUAACAAUAUUUUUAACUACACCUCACAUCGUGAUAAUCAAUAUGUUUAAAUGUCUUUUUAUUGGGCAGUUUAUCCUCCUUCACCUUAUUUCAUCCACCUCCAUCCGUCUCCCCUUCUAACGCUGAUCUCAGUGGUUUGAUGACAGAUUUCCAACGGUGCUCCCAGUUUUCCAUCGUCCUGUCCUUGUCCGGUUUGAGUUGUGACUGAUGAAAGUGGCCGCUUGUCUUUGGUUUGACUCUUGAUUAUCUGUCGCCCACACGUGAACACAUUUUACAGGUGUCAGCCAUAAUCACUGCAGAGUUGACGGAGACAAAUCAAACCUGUGUAUCGUGUAUGAAAAUACUUUCGUUGGCUGAAAUGAGGCCGUCUGCUUCGAAUCGUCUUGACCUAAAAAUGUGACAAACAAAAAGCCAUUUUUACUUCUGAGGCCAGUCUGUAACUUUGUGCCUGUGAAAUGUGGAAAGCUGCCGUGUGACUUCUCCUUAGGAGCUAAAACGUUUGCUCAGUGGAACGUCGUCGCAGAAUCACGAGGCCGUGUUGCUCUUCUACAUUAACGCCUGCAUCUGGGGGCAGCGGCAGCCAGGAAGCCGACACAGGUGCACGUCGGUCCACGCCUUUCCUCCUGCGAUUAUCUGAACGUUCGAGUGCGAAGACGCACAGUAGCAUUAAUGAUUGACACAAGGAAAACAAACAUCCAGUCCCAACGUCUGACGUUGUUACUGAAGCUCGAUUGUUUUUAGAGAAUUCAGUUGCCAAAAGAAACACAACCAGUGUGGCAGCGCUUCAGGUUCAGCCGGUUCGACCAGGGCCUAUACAGAAUAAAUAUAAGAUGGAAAUGUCAAUUUAAGUAUAGGUCUGUGUGUUUAUUUUAGUUCAAGCUGUGGAGUCGAGAUCUACUUCAUCAGACCCGCAGUCUGUUUUGUACUCAAACAUUUUUUUAUUACUUUUAUAAGCUAUUUAAAAGUGGCUGGUUAUGUUUUUUUUAUUAUUAUUAUCUUAUUCAGGUUCAAAUGUUUGUGUUCUUCUGCAUAAAAUACUAAAAUUUGAGUUAAUACCCAAACCACAGACUCUCAUAGUGUUGAAUCCGAGACACGUAGAAGUCAGUAAUCGUGGCAGCGUUCAUGGAGGAGUUAAAGGAAGAGUUCAACAUUUUUGAGAAAUGCAAUAAUUCACCUUUUUGCAAAGAGUUGGGUGUUAAAACAAACACCGCCUCCAUGUCUGUACAGUAAAUAUGAAGCUAUAGGGACGUACCACUAAGCAAAGGGUUAAGACUACAUGCUACACGGUUUGAGUCCCUACCAUGGGGCCCUUGGGCAACUUAUACCUCAUUUGAAUUAAUGAGCUUUAGAUUUUAGAGUUAAGCUGUUCAGACCUGGUGUUAACAUCUGUCCUGAGGGAUCCAAUCACAAGAUCAGGUGUGAACAUCCCGUGCCACAAAUUAAAUAGAUAUAGACAUUGAUAUGGAAAAUGUUGAACUUUUCCUUUUUCCCUCCGUGACGAGCUGAACUUUCCCCCCCCCCCCGCGACAAAACUAAAUGCACCUUUGCCAGUUCAGGGUGAAGUGGUCCGACUGUGCCGUGUGCUAAAUAUCAAGGCAGAUUAACAUUUGAGGUAAGUAAAUGGUCGUAUGACUCAUUCUUACCUUGUGCUGGAUUUGGCCCAUUAGCCCAGCACCGGACAUCUCUACCUCCACCACUUGUGUGUGUGUGUGUGUGUGUGCGUUCGCUUCUAAAGCAUUGACAUAUCAAAUUCUCAACGCUCAGUGGUUCUCUGUGACAGAAAAUCAAAUCCAUCAGUACCACGUUUUUUUCUAGACGUUCCCCUCACGGCGCUGCUGUAGUUGUUUUUUUUUUCAACUGUGAUUGUUUUUUAGUUAUCUUUUUCAGUUAAUGGUUUGUGCGCCGUUCGACAAUUUCUUACUGUAUUUUCCAGUGAUCACGAGCUGAACCACAAUUCAUCAUUUUAAAAUGUCGGGUAUUCAAAGGUGCUAUGUGUAGUAAUCUGUAAUUAAAGAAGCUGUAUUAUCCUGCUACAUUGAUAUCGGACCCAGGAUGUGACGGUUCACAGGUUCCUCCGGCGAUCUGCUCAGUUUGUGAUUCUUUGCUCAUAAAAUCCUGGAAAAAGGCACUUUUGAUUUUGGGGAUGACGUCCGCUCACGUUUGCUUCUUCAUUUGCAGACCGGUCGCUGAAUAUUCAGAAGCAACAGGAGGAAGAUCAAUUAUAAGAUUUGCUGCUAUGAGGCAAAGAUGACGUGUAUCUUAUUCGAUUCAUAUUUUAGUGAAAAUACACACGAUACCUUUAAAGCGAAAGAAGUACGAUUAGUUUCUUUUCAUCGUAAAGACAUGGAGAGAUUUGUCCAAUUGUGAUUUUAUUUUUUUCUUUCUUUCUGGUGUCUUACUCUGAAUUUGUGUUUUUAAGAAAAAAAUAUUUUCUGGAGGAAAAAAAAAAGUACAAACACGAACAUUUCUGAAUUUCUCAUGUAUUUGAAGCUUUAUUAAAAGUGUAUACUCAUUGUGGGCAGUGAUUUCAGUAAGGUUUGGAUUUUGUUAAUUUAUUACCUUAAUGUUGAAAUGUUUAACUUUUAAAACAUGACACUUGGUACAAACAUACAGUAUAUAUUUAAAUAUGAUACUUUGCAUGUGCACUAACUGUCUUGGAUGACAUUGCAUUAAGUUGAAAUAAAAUGGGUUUGAUGCCCAAAACGUCAA